Podarcis muralis (Common wall lizard) is the source of this 1073-nucleotide messenger RNA. Lineage: Eukaryota; Metazoa; Chordata; Lepidosauria; Squamata; Lacertidae. The record is from RefSeq and is a predicted model, not a curated record.
UCAGGCUGAGAGACAGUGCCUGGCCCAAGGUCACCUCAUGCUGACAUGCCUUGGUGGAGGAGAAAGCUGCCAGAGGCUGCCAGCAGCCGUGUUAGCAAAACGAAAUCUCCUUUUUCAGAGACGGUGCGGGUGAAACCAGACAAAACAGGCGUAGUGACAGAUGGAGUCAAGCACUCCAUGAACCCCUUCUGUGAGAUCGCCGUGGAGGAAGCCGUACGCCUCAAGGAAAAGAAGCUCGUCUCGGAGGUGAUAGCUGUGAGCUGUGGUCCACAGCAAUGCCAGGAGACGAUCCGCACGGCCCUCGCAAUGGGGGCCGAUCGAGGGCUGCAUGUGGAGGUCCCUGCCAAGGAGUAUGAGAGCCUCAGCCCCUUCCAGGUUUCGAAGAUCCUGGCUGCACUUGCCAAAAAAGAAGGCGUCAACCUUCUGCUGCUGGGGAAGCAGGCCAUUGACGAUGACUGCAACCAGACAGGGCAGAUGACCGCAGCGUUUCUUGACUGGCCUCAGGGAACAUUUGCUUCACAAGUGACUCUGGAUGGGGACUGGCUGAAGGUUGAGCGGGAAGUUGACGGGGGUCUGGAGACAGUGCGUCUGAAGUUGCCAGCCGUGGUGACCGCUGACCUGCGGCUGAACGAGCCGCGCUAUGCCACCCUGCCUAACAUCAUGAAAGCCAAAAAGAAGAAGAUUGAGGUAGUGAAGCCGUCCGACCUUGGUGUAGAACUUACCCCACGGGUGACGAUUGUCAGUGUGGAGGAUCCUCCCCAGCGUCAGGCAGGAGUCAAGGUGGAGACGGUAGAAGAUCUGGUUGCUAAGCUCAAAGAGAGUGGGCGGAUCUGAAUCUUCAAGUGGUUCUGCUUUGCCUGGAGCUGCUGCUGCUGCUGCUGUCGAGGUGGGCGUGGCCCUCGGGGAAGAGGGCGCAUCUUCCCACCUCACUGGGUCCCUCCGACUUCCUAACCAUGCUGCCUUCCAGCUCAGCUGGCCACUGAUGAAAGCUGAAUGAGACUUUGAUUCUAUUUUCUGUAUUAAUGAUUGGUCAGAUUGCAAUAAAUGUCCUGUGAUUUUCGGAGGUGCUCUGA